UUCAUUAUAAGGUUUCUUAGUUCAUAUACUCUACAAAUGUGCUCGAAGUUAAAUAAUUUUAGGGCUAUGGAGGCAUCCAAGUAUUUUAUAUUGCUUACAAUGUGUGCUCCAAUUCUAGGCCUACCACCAAGUAACAACAGCUCAGAGAUUAACUGUGAGAACAGUGGCGACUGUAGUUCGGGCAAAGUAUGUGUAAACUUUAAGUGUGGAGAUCCGUGCCAUGGAGGAUGCGGCCCUAACACCAUUUGUCUUACAGUCGACAAAGUCUCUAUGUGUGCGUGUAAACCUGGUUUUACUGGCUACCCUUUCAAUGGCUGCUAUCCUGAAGAAUGCAGGAUGGACUCUGAUUGUCCCGAGGAAAGAGAAUGUAGGAACAAACGUUGUGAGGAUGUCUGUAAAAAUGCUUGUGGACUGAAUACUCAUUGCAAAGGCAUAAAUCAUUAUCCUGUAUGCUCCUGCAGUCCAGAACAUGUUUGGAAUCCGUUCUUAGGAUGUCAAGUUCAAAAGGCUAAAGACUGUACUGAAGACUCGGACUGCCUCUCAAACCGCACUUGCAUCAAUUACGAGUGUGUGGACCCUUGUGACAGUGUCUGCGGUAACAACACAAUCUGCACUGUCGAGAAUCAUCAUACUGCUUGUGCCUGCAGACCAGGCUUCAUCGGUAACCCUUUUCAGAAUUGUGUAGACCAAGAGAUUAAAGAGUGUACAGAACAUUCGGACUGUCUCUCAAAUCGCACUUGCAGCAAUUUCAAGUGUGUCGACCCUUGUGACAGUGUAUGCGGCAACAACACAAUCUGCACUGUCGAGAAUCAUACGAUAGCUUGUGCCUGCAAACCAGGAUUCGUCGGCAACCCUUUUCAGAACUGUGUAAGUCAAGUGAUGAAUAAAGAGUGUACAAUGGACGAGGACUGCCCCUCAAAUCACACAUGUAAUAAUGGCGUGUGUGCUGAAACUUGCAAUGCAGUCUGUGGCUUAAACACUAUCUGCAUUAUCAAAAACAAUCAUGCUGCUUGCUCCUGCAAGCCCGGAUUCGUUGGCAACCCUUUCCUGGAGUGUGAAGUUCAAAGUACCAUAGAAUUACAGAAGAAGUACUAUAUUGGAAAAGAACAGGUGACAUGGACAACUGCUAAUGAACGAUGCCGCAGUAAGGACAUGUAUUUUGCUUCCAUUACAAGCCCGUCAGAACAGGACGAUAUAAAGAGAGCAUGCAAAGAAUCAGGAAUAGCAGGGUUAGUGUGGGUAUCUGGAUCUGACCUGGGCUCAACAGGUGAGUAUGUGUGGAGCUCUACAGGGAAAGGUCUUACGUAUACCAACUGGAAAUCUGGAGAGCCAGAGGAAGAGUAUCGAUGCGUAGCGUUCCAUACCUUUGAUUACAAAUGGGAAACGAGAGCAUGCGGCAUUGAACGCUACUAUGCAUGUGAAUAUUUUAGAAGUUAAUUCAUGAGAAAGCCACACUAAAUAUUCUAUUCAACAUAUGAUAUGAAAAAUCCAAUGUUAUAUCAAAGAAUGUUUUACAAAGUAGGAUGUUCUUGUAUAUACCUUCUUACUUUAUUAUACAGUGUGUAAAUUGGUUAUUCUUAAACCGUUAUUGUU
This is a messenger RNA of Homalodisca vitripennis (glassy-winged sharpshooter), 1593 nucleotides long. RefSeq names its product neurogenic locus notch homolog protein 2-like. The coding region runs from base 37 to 1437 and encodes 466 amino acids. NCBI's taxonomy places the organism in Eukaryota, Metazoa, Arthropoda, Insecta, Hemiptera, Cicadellidae. The transcript is spliced from 9 exons. The record is from RefSeq and is a predicted model, not a curated record.